CCUCGGGCUUAGUGUCAAUGCAUCCCUCCCUUGAGCACAUUGAUACUUGCGUCCCCGUAACGGCGCUGAAAGCGCUUGUGUUGAGGGAUGUCAAGCUUCUCCUUCAAGCCCAAGGCACUUAUAUCAGAUUGAUCGAUGAAGUGAGCGGGCGACAGCUGGCAGAGCUGAAGGCUUUUAAGCGGAACAAUGUCCAUGGGUUCAUUGCGCUCAGUCAAACGGAAACGGGAAGCUCACAUGCCCGGUUCGUUGCUUGGGGAGGGCAGUCCGUGAGAGCCUUUAACUUGGUGGUUUCAAGUGAUGAUGAUGCUCAAAAGGAGUACGAGCCACGACUGGUGGCUACAAGUGCAGAGUACCAGGGACCGGAUUGGAUCCUUGCUGGUUGUGCCCCUGACGAUGAGGAGUCCAAGAGUGUAUAUGUAUUGACGGCCCACAAUGCUGUCCUUGGUCUGCAAAUAGUCGAUGCAGACCAGUCCAACUAUGAAAACGCCAUUCAAAUCCGGCCACUUGUCACCGGAGUCAACACCAUCCUUUAUUCGGCGGAUAUCAUCGCCCUUUCCGAAUCCCACAUCUUGAUUGCUGCUGGCACGGUCUUUGGCGAAAUCAUAGUCUGGUCCUGCUUCACUGAGGCUGGCCAAGCAACCGGCUCGAUCCAUCACUUCUUCACCGGCCAUGAAGGGUCCAUCUUCGGGGUUCGCAUAUCUCCUGUCAUUGCUUCCUUGCGCGGCGAUCAGAGCGGACGGCUGCUGGCUAGCUGUAGCGACGACAGGACCGUCCGGAUCUGGGACAUAUCUGACUGCGAGCGUACAUCGCGUGAGGAUGCGCCGGCUUAUUCCACAGAUGGCUUUGAACUCCGAAGCACCGGCUUUGGCGCAGGCCAUGACAACGAGCUCGGCUCCGAGUCUACGAUUGCGAGCGCUUUCGGACACUUGGCUCGUAUAUGGGGCGUGCAUUUCCUCCCUGUAGGUGAAGGUCCGGGCAAGAUGAAUAUCCUGUCUCGUGGCGAGGACGCGACGUGUAUACUGUGGGAUCUCACUUGGGACCCGUCCUUGCAGACGCCUCAGUUCCAACUGAGUGAAGGAAUGUCUAUCCGCAAGCACACCGGCAAACAUAUCUGGUCUCUGGAUGUGCGCAGCGCAGAUAAUGCAGCAGUCAUCUACACUGGGGGUGCUGAUGGAGCGGUCAAGAACUUCACCAUCGAGGCGGAUGAGCAGGGUGGCCUCAUCCUACCCAAUCUACACAACCGCAUCGGGAUGUCAGUUGACUCACAGAACCCAGAACCUCAUGUUGAGACAUCUAUCAAGGGAUUUGAUUUUGUCUCCCAGGAUGAGUUUGUUGCGGUGACUGCUCGUGGUGAGAUUCAAAUCGGCCAGAUCAAGUCCCAUAAUCGGGCUACCCAGCACAUCUUCAAGGAAACGAAAUUUAUUGAAGACGACCUGCGGUCCUACUCUGUCGUUGGCAGUCUGUCACAGAAAGGCGUGGCACUUUUAGGUAAUGCAAGAGGUCUGGUUUGGCUCUACAAUCAUAACACCCAGUCACUUACAAAGCUUGUCAACGCUGGACAAAGGCCUUUGGUUUUGCUCGCCCUUGAUUACAACCAGGCUUCAGAAUCGACAGCGUACUUGACAUUUGUUGCGGCCUAUGCCAAGUCCGAGAUAGCAGAUCUGUUCAUGGUUUCGAUAUCAGGAGACGCAGAACCUUCAGUGGAUAGAAUAGCACUGAAGCUUCCGUACGGCUUUGGCGUGGCAUCUGCAUCCUUGGUAUAUUACAACCAGUACCUGGCGCUGGGCUCCAUGACUGGGAAUUUUGCUCUGUACCAAGUGUCAAAGACGGAUAGUCUUGAACCUGUCAUGCCCCCUAGCAAGCUACACGGCCGCGAAGGACUGAGCUACAUUGCAUCCUUCUCAACGCUUUACGGAGGGGAAGAACAGCUGCAGCCGUAUUUCUUGACCUGUGGACGGAGUGGUGCCUACGGAGUCCACAAGCUGGUGAUCUCAGAAGGCGCCGAGCCUUCGGUUUCCAUGCGCACCCUGCAUUUGGCUUCUCUAGCCUUCAACUGUGAAGUGCAGGGAGCAUAUAUCGACAAGGUCACCCAAGACCUUAUGAUCUACGGGUUCCAACCCAUGGACUUUGUGCUCUGGAAUGAAUCGGCGCAGACCGAGGUUGCUAGACACAAGAGCAACGGGGGGCGGCGGUCGUGGGCUUUCCAGCCCAGUCACACGAACGCCUGGGCUGGGUCAUUCCUCUGGGUCCAAUCCGGCUUUAAUGCGAUGGAUAUACAGCCCGACGCCAGUCGUACCUUGCGCUCCGGGAAUCACGGGAGAGAGGUGAAGGCCAUGUGCGCAACCCAACAGUCAGACGGGCUCGGCCCCUUGUUUGCCACGGGGUCGGAAGAUACGAAUGUGCGUAUCUUUGCUCCCUGUGAACCGCAGGUGGAGAGCCGUUGGGGUGCGUUCAAAUGUUUGCGACUGUUGAGGGAGCAUCAUACGGGCCUGCAGAGUGUAGGAUGGUCCAAGGAUGGAAAGUUUCUCUUCACCAGUGGUGGGUACGAGCAGUUCUUGGUUUGGCGGACACAUUCGAUCCCUCGGUUCGGGCUUGGGACGAUCUUGGAUGCAACGUGCCCUAAGAGCGAUCCCAAUUCCGAUCUUCGGGUGACCAGCUUUGAUGUGCUGGAUGUAGAGGACGAGCAAGUCGAGGCUGCAUUCCUACUCUGUUUGACCUACUCGAAUUCCACCAUCAAGAUCUUCCAUUAUUCCUCAUCAGCCCAAGGAGGCAGGUUCACGCUGCUGGCGAAUGGCACUUACAUGAGCAACUGCCUGACGCAAGCACGCUUUAUGGUCAAGGGCUCUUCACUGAGUCUGAUCACCUCUUCCACCGAUGGCUACUUUACACUCUGGGACUUGACAACCGUCCUGGAGCCAUUCUAUACGAUGUCACCCCUGCGUCUGAAGCAACCCGUUGAGGGAGUCUCCAUCACCCCAGCGAACAUUUCCUGCGAGAACCGCUACCAGAUCCACUGGAACAGCAUCAAAUGCCUGGAGCUGGCCGAUCUCUCAGACACCCUCUCCUUGAUUGUUGCCGGUGGUGAUGACAAUGCGAUGACAGUCACUCUGCUAGACACGAGCGUUGAAAAUGCAGCCGGCGCAUGCACGAUCGCGGUCCCCGAUGCCCACGCCGCCUGCAUCGCCGCCACCAAGAUCCUCACCCAGAGCCAGAACCCGAGCGAAGGGACGGCGCGGUUCGCCGUUGCUUCAUCCGGGAACGAUCACCAGGUCAAGAUUUGGUGGAUCGACAUCGACGCGAGGCAGAACGGGCCGGACCGGAUCCAGAUCAGCAAGGCCGCCGAGCGGUACAGCUCAGUGGCGGACAUUUCCUCGUUGGACACUCUCCACGAUGAGUCAGGAAGCAAGCUGAUUGUCUGCGGCGCUGGCAUGGAGAUGUUGAGUGUUCGACUAUAGUCCGCCGAGUAACGAAGCGACGUAUUGAUCCAUAGAACAUAGAAUAGCUG
Messenger RNA from Aspergillus ibericus CBS 121593, 3505 nucleotides. RefSeq names its product tRNA (34-2'-O)-methyltransferase regulator RTT10. Gene Ontology annotation, biological process: tRNA methylation. Gene Ontology annotation, cellular component: cytoplasm. The record is from RefSeq and is a predicted model, not a curated record. The transcript has 3 exons. The coding region runs from base 18 to 3455 and encodes 1145 amino acids. NCBI's taxonomy places the organism in Eukaryota, Fungi, Ascomycota, Eurotiomycetes, Eurotiales, Aspergillaceae. Gene Ontology annotation, molecular function: protein binding.